Messenger RNA from Vicia villosa (hairy vetch), 993 nucleotides. Its product is annotated as 2-hydroxy-palmitic acid dioxygenase mpo1-like. Gene Ontology annotation, biological process: sphingoid catabolic process. The transcript is spliced from 5 exons. The coding region runs from base 220 to 795 and encodes 191 amino acids. NCBI's taxonomy places the organism in Eukaryota, Viridiplantae, Streptophyta, Magnoliopsida, Fabales, Fabaceae. The record is from RefSeq and is a predicted model, not a curated record. Gene Ontology annotation, cellular component: endoplasmic reticulum.
AAGUGAGUUUACAAACCUUGUUUCGUUUUUCGUAUAUAUAAUAAUACUCAUGAUCGUUUCGUUUUUUCCUAACGUUCUUCCCUUCUCUGAAUUCCACCAUCACCUUCUUCUUCUCCCUGAUUCCAAAUCCCUAACUAUAUUCUCCCCCAAAACCCUUCAAUUUUCAUAUAACUACCCAUAAAAUUAACCAAAAAAACAAACCUUUCUUCUAUUUUCUAUAUGGGAAGAACUGGAUUAUUUGAUCUUGAAAAGCAUUUCGCUUUCUAUGGAGCUUAUCACAGUAAUCCGAUUAAUAUAGCGAUUCAUGUGUUAUUCGUUUGGCCAAUUUUGUUCUCAGCCCUUGUUUUUCUCUACUUUGCUCCUCCCUUUUUUAAUCUGCCGAAUUUCGAGUUUUUACUAUUUGGGAAUAGAUUUGUGUUGGUUUGGAAUUUAGGGUUCUUGUUUACUUUAGUAUACUCGGUUUUUUAUGCUAGUUUGGAUCUGAAAGCUGGUUCUUUGGCUGCUUUGCUUUGUGUUGUUUGUUGGGUUGGUGGCAGUUAUGUUGGUUAUCAACUUGGAUGGUCUCUAGCUUGGAAGGUUGUUCUGGUUGUUCAGCUGGUAUGUUGGAUAGGACAGUUCAUUGGUCAUGGUGUAUUUGAGAAACGGGCACCUGCUCUUUUGGAUAACCUCACUCAGGCUUUAGUAAUGGCUCCUUUCUUUGUAUUGCUUGAGAUUGAAGACGUGUAUGACAUCCAACACAUGUUGCCAUGUUGGUGUACGACUGUAACAUAUUCUGCAGACUGUAUUUGGUUAUGAACCAUAUCCAGGAUUUCAUUCAACUGUGCAAGCAAAAAUUGAAGCUAAUAUUGAGGAAUGGCAAGACAGUAAGCAGAGACUAAUUUCAUAGGUUCUGCUUGGUUUGAUGUUAAACGAUCUUUACAUCAACAAAAAUGAAGAAUAAAAAGCUACAGAUCUUGUAUAUAUUAAAAUGGCAUAUAUGGCUUUUCAGGAUAA